Messenger RNA from Trematosphaeria pertusa, 1026 nucleotides. RefSeq lists its product as uncharacterized. NCBI's taxonomy places the organism in Eukaryota, Fungi, Ascomycota, Dothideomycetes, Pleosporales, Trematosphaeriaceae. The annotation marks the transcript as partial. The record is from RefSeq and is a predicted model, not a curated record. The transcript has 2 exons.
AGUGAGGAGAGCGUAGCCAGGGCUGACAACUUGCCUUCACCUCAGAAAGACGACGGUGGAGAGAAACGAAGCCGUGACCGUCGCUCUGAGACCGAAAAGCUAGUUUUUUCAAAAGACCACGCUCUCAGCAACACCCUCACCGGCGUACUACGGAAAACAAUCGACGACAUGGAAGAAGAUACCGCUACUCUCGAAGCAUUCAUGGAGCUCAAUUCAGCGGUUCGGAUUGACAGCGCGGCCGAGAGCGCAAAAGACGAGUUGGAGAUCAGGACAAACGCCGUGGUUCGAGCCAUACCAGACAACGUCGAGACCUCGACAGAAGCAAAGGCUCUCGCAAGAUACGCAUUAGCCGACCUGCUCAACAUCCUGGUACGACAAGAUGCUGUGGAUGAUGCGAUCGAUGCAGUUAAGGCGCUCGUCGAUGCCGUUCUCGAUCGUGCCAUUAAAGAAAAGCACUGGAUUGCCGCUGCACUGUGGACCCGUUCCUUCCUCCAAACACGCUCGGAAGGUCUUGAGGAGAUUGAAUACGGAGACUACCUCUCGAGCUAUAUUAUAAUAUUCGAAUACUUCGAAGAACGUGCCUUGGCUGAAGUGGAGAGGACUUGGGAUGUUGGGGCGCUGGAGCUGUGCCUAGUGAUGGCCCGGAAAGGUGACUGCACUGAAACGUUCGGUGUCGGCGUAGCCGGACAUCUCAUACGCUCCCCUCAACUUCUGUCGCCCGGAAACUUCGAGAAACUUCUCGCCUUCGUCGGGCAAAGUAUACCGCUUUAUCGCAGGAGCGGCGACCGCUACAUGGCGAAGUGGAACGGAAUUUUGAGCAAGGUGGAGGCCAUCGGCAAGGAGUGUGAUAUCAAUCGGCAGCUCAUGGCUCUUGGACUCAAGGCAUUCUGCGAGAAUGAAUUGAACGCCCCGGCGGUGCUACCACUCGCGUCGAUAUCAUUGUUGGUCGUGAGUCGGCGCCGUGCUACUGCCCCUCCUCGCGCCGGUCAGAUGAACGACUUCUCGGAAGCGCACGAUAGCAUCUAA